Molecule: messenger RNA, 1608 nt
Organism: Hypomesus transpacificus
Lineage: Eukaryota; Metazoa; Chordata; Actinopteri; Osmeriformes; Osmeridae
Gene: ints12
Product: integrator complex subunit 12
Exons: 7
Coding region: 146-1537 (463 amino acids)
Biological process (GO): snRNA 3'-end processing
Cellular component (GO): integrator complex
Source: RefSeq, a predicted model, not a curated record
CGUGUCGGCCGUAGUAGGAAGUAAAGGCGUUUCUUGCCGCUACUGUCGCAGCAGUAAUGCAAGCGUCACUUGUUGUGUUGUCACUAAACAUAUGUCCUGAUUAACCAUAACAUUGUGAGAAAAACACGUAGUGCAAGUCUCGGUCAUGGCUGCGUCGGUGAGUCUGGAGCUGGACCCUGUCUUCCUGAAGGGUUUGGGAUACCUGCACUCCAAGAGCAAAGACUCCGCAGAGAAGCUAAAAGCCCUCCUGGACGAGUCUCUCUCUGGAAGAACCACCGACUCGUCCUACCGAUCUCUACAGAAGGAGGUGGAGGUGUCCAAGCUGUCGGUUUCUAAGAUGAGCAAGCAGGACUCCAAGUCUUCAUCCAGCUCGUCCUCAUCCAGCAGCAGCAGCGGCAGCAGCAAGUCCAGCAGCUCAGACAAGAGCAGGAAGGAGGUGGAGAAGAGGCCUGCUGAGAAGGUGAGGGUGGUGGAGCAGGGGGAGGGGCCUGACCCCCCUAAGAAGCCCCGGGUGGAGAAGCAGGAGAGCAGCUCGUCCCCGGUGACCGUGGCGACCAGCCGGGACCUGCCUCUCGCCCUGCCGGACCUGUCCAGCUUCGACGAGACCAGCGCCGACGACUUCGCCAUGGAAAUGGGCCUGGCCUGUGUGGUUUGCAGGCAGAUGACGGUGACGUCGGGGAACCAGCUGGUGGAGUGCCAGGAAUGCCACAACCUGUACCACCAGGACUGCCACAAGCCCCAGGUGACGGACAAGGACGCCAACGACCCACGGCUCAUCUGGUACUGCGCACGCUGCCAGAGGCAGAUGAAACGCAUGGCCCAGAAGACCCAGAAGCCUCCCCAGAAGACGUCCCCCGUGGGGGGGGCCAGUGCCCCCCUGGUGAAGGCGGAGCUGCUGGUGAGGAAGCAGGAGGGGAGGAGCCGGCCGGACACCAGCACCACCUUCCAGGCCUUCAAACGCUCCGAGGGGAAGCCGUCCUCCAGUGGCUCCUCCACCCCCUCUGUCACCAGCUCCUCCCUGCCCUCCUCCAGCGGUCUGACGGGCUGGGCUGCCUUCGGAGCCAAAACCUCCUCCACCGGGCCUCCAAACUCCAAACUCCCUCCCCCUUCCUCCUCCUCCUCCUCCACCCCCAGCAGCAGCAAGGCUGCCCCCCCCGCCCCCCCCUCCGGACAGAAGCCGGUGGUACUGUCCGGCCUGGCCGUAGCCAAGUCGUCCCUGGGCAGCACCAAGUUGGGGGGGGGCAGCAGCAACAACGGCUCCAGUUCUGCUUCUGUGCCUCAGAAACCCCCCCCCUCCCUGACGGGGGGCAAGCAGGGGCUGAGCCGCGCCCCCAGCGCGGAAGGGAGGGGGGGCGGGGCCAGCUCUCCCGGUGGGGGGUCCCCGAGUCUGGGGGGGAACGGGGGUGGGGCUAAGGCGACAGGGGGGGCGGGGGCGGGCGGGGACAAGACACCGACAUCCCAGGAGUCGCAGCUGAACGCUCUGAAACGCCUGCAGAUGGUUAAGAAGAAAGCUGCCCAAAAGAAACUGAAGAAGUGAGGGAGGGAGGGGGCGAGAGAUGAAGGGAGGCAGGGAGAGAGAGAGAGAGAGAGAGAGAGAGAGAGGAAGGG